AGCCUAUUUUUCAUCCAUCGGUCAACUGAUCACGUGAGCAAAUAUCACCGCGCGGGGAAGUUGCAUUGAGCUGAAAGUUAAUGUAAAAAGACCAAGUUGAAUCCGCAAUUUUUUCGAUUUUUUGUAGCCAAAAAGCAGAAUAACGAGAUGGGGGUGGACUCUGGUGUUACCCCUGCGUCUCCCAAUUUGCCUUGGGUGGAAAAGUACAGGCCACAACGUUUGGAAGAUUUAAUUUCUCAUGAAGACAUUCUAAAAACAAUCGGGAAAUUCAUGGAUGAAAAUCGUUUGCCUCAUCUUUUGUUUUAUGGUCCUCCAGGAACCGGAAAAACAUCUACAAUUUUGGCAUGUGCCAAGCAGCUUUAUUCGAAAAAGGAAUUUAAUUCAAUGGUGCUGGAAUUGAAUGCAUCUGACGAUAGAGGAAUUGGAGUAGUGAGGGAAAAGGUUCUCAGUUUUGCUAGUACAAGAACCAUAUUCAACAAGGGAUUCAAACUGAUUAUUCUCGAUGAAGCUGAUGCAAUGACGAAAGAUGCACAAAAUGCAUUAAGAAGAGUCAUGGAAAAGUUCACUGCCAACACUCGAUUCUGUCUCAUUUGCAACUAUCUGACCAAGAUAAUUCCUGCAUUGCAAUCCAGAUGUACAAGAUUUCGUUUUGGACCGCUAACUACUGAUCAGAUGGUACCUCGAGUACAACAUGUUGCCGAUGCUGAAAACCUUGAUAUCACCGAAGAUGGCAUGAAGGCACUUUUAGCAUUGUCAUUUGGUGAUAUGAGGCGGGCCUUAAACAUUCUACAAAGUACUUCAAUGGCCCAUGAUAUUGUUUCGGAAGACACCAUUUAUACAUGUACAGGGCAACCGAAGCGCAGCGACAUCGAAGAUAUGCUGGAAUGGAUGCUGAAUAAAGAAUUUUCAGUUGCAUAUCGGAAUUUAUCGGUUCUUAAAAAAGAAAAGGGAAUAGCGUUACAAGAUAUUUUAACAGAAAUGCAUAGUUUUGUGCAUCGGAUAGAUUUUCCUACAAAUGUGAAAAUCCAUAUUUUGGACAAGAUGGCAGACAUUGAAUACAGGUUGGCUGCAGGGGCAAGUGAAAAAAUACAAACAACGGCUCUCUUAGCAACAUUCCAACAGGCUAAAAAUAUGACUGCAAAAGAAGUGAACUAAAUAUCGAACUCAUUCAAAGCUCUUUCCUGUUCCCCAUGCUGAAAUGAUGAUUCUGCAAUUUCGCCAUCCUCGCAAGGUAAAAAUUAUUUGAAGAGGAGAAACUAGUAAUAGUGUGCAGAAGCAACUCGAGGUCUUAAAUCAUUUCUGCCUUGCAUACACUUGUACACAAUUACAAGUUAUUUGUUAUCGCA
This is a messenger RNA of Styela clava, 1346 nucleotides long. RefSeq names its product replication factor C subunit 5-like. Gene Ontology annotation, biological process: DNA repair; DNA-templated DNA replication. Gene Ontology annotation, molecular function: DNA binding; DNA clamp loader activity; ATP hydrolysis activity. Lineage: Eukaryota; Metazoa; Chordata; Ascidiacea; Stolidobranchia; Styelidae. Gene Ontology annotation, cellular component: nucleus; DNA replication factor C complex. The record is from RefSeq and is a predicted model, not a curated record.